Gracilinanus agilis (Agile Gracile Mouse Opossum) is the source of this 5071-nucleotide messenger RNA. RefSeq names its product nuclear receptor coactivator 2 (gene NCOA2). The transcript is spliced from 24 exons. Gene Ontology annotation, molecular function: nuclear receptor binding; protein dimerization activity. Gene Ontology annotation, cellular component: nucleus. Bases 397 to 4785 code for a protein of 1462 amino acids. Lineage: Eukaryota; Metazoa; Chordata; Mammalia; Didelphimorphia; Didelphidae. The record is from RefSeq and is a predicted model, not a curated record. Gene Ontology annotation, biological process: cellular response to hormone stimulus; positive regulation of transcription by RNA polymerase II.
AGGGAGGGGCUGGCGGCCUCUCGGUGCCCCCUCCUCGGUUCGCUCGCUCGCUGUCUCCCUCUCUCUGUAAGUGAAGAGAGGAGGAGGAGGGGAGUUGGGGGGAGGAUCUCCAUUGAAAUAAACAACCAGGCAGCAGUUAUUAACACGGGAACAUGGCGGCCACAGCCUCCGCUCCAGCCGGGAAGGUCAGCGCCGUAGGCAGCCGCCACCUGAUUGACUGACUGACCCACCGACUGCCCGGUGGCUUGAAAUGUAUCAAAGUACUGAAGAUCAUACACCCACAACUGGUAGAACUGGUCUGAUUACUUAUUUGAAUCUUGUUUUCAUUUGUACCUUGCUACAAAUUUACAGAUCUUUCAUACUGUGUACUGAAUCAGUUGCUGAUAUGUGUUCAAGAUGAGUGGGAUGGGAGAAAAUACCUCUGACCCAUCUAGGGCAGAGACAAGAAAGCGAAAGGAAUGUCCUGAUCAGCUUGGACCCAGCCCUAAAAGGAACACAGAAAAACGCAACCGUGAGCAGGAAAAUAAAUACAUUGAAGAGCUUGCCGAGCUGAUAUUUGCAAACUUCAAUGACAUUGACAAUUUUAACUUUAAACCUGACAAAUGUGCAAUCUUAAAAGAAACUGUGAAGCAAAUUCGUCAGAUUAAAGAACAAGAGAAAGCAGCAGCUGCCAAUGUAGAUGAAGUACAGAAGUCAGAUGUCUCGUCUACAGGUCAAAGUGUUAUUGACAAGGAUGCACUUGGACCAAUGAUGCUUGAGGCCCUUGAUGGCUUCUUCUUCGUAGUGAACCUGGAAGGUAAUGUGGUAUUUGUUUCUGAAAAUGUGACACAAUACCUAAGAUAUAACCAAGAAGAGCUGAUGAACACAAGUGUAUAUAGCAUCCUGCAUGUAGGGGACCACGCGGAGUUUGUCAAAAACCUGCUACCAAAGUCUUUAGUUAAUGGGGGACCUUGGUCCAAUGAAGCUCCUAGGCGGAACAGCCAUACUUUUAAUUGUCGAAUGCUAGUAAAACCUCUAACUGAUUCUGAAGAAGAAAGUCAUGAUAGCCAAGAAGCACAUCAGAAAUAUGAAACUAUGCAGUGCUUUGCUGUUUCUCAACCAAAGUCCAUCAAAGAAGAAGGGGAAGAUUUGCACUCCUGCUUAAUAUGUGUGGCAAGAAGAGUUCCUAUGAAGGAAAGACCUGUUCUUCCCUCAUCGGAAAGCUUUACUACUCGCCAAGAUCUCCAAGGCAAGAUCACUUCACUGGAUACUAGUACCAUGCGUGCAGCGAUGAAACCAGGCUGGGAGGAUUUGGUAAGAAGAUGUAUCCAGAAAUUCCAUGCCCAGCAUGAAGGAGAAUCUGUAUCAUAUGCCAAGAGGCAUCAUCAUGAAGUGCUGAGACAAGGACUGGCAUUCAGUCAGAUCUACCGUUUUUCCUUGUCUGAUGGCACUCUCGUUGCUGCCCAAACGAAGAGCAAGCUCAUUCGUUCCCAGACUACUAAUGAACCUCAGCUUGUAAUAUCCUUGCAUAUGCUUCACAGAGAACAGAAUGUGUGUGUAAUGAAUCAGGAUCUAACUGGACAAGCUAUGGGGAAGCCAUUGAACCCAAUUAGCUCUAGCAGCCCUGCCCAUCAGGCCAUGUGCAGUGGGAACCCAGGUCAGGACAUGACCAUCAGUAGCAAUAUAAAUUUUGCCAUAAAUGGCCCAAAGGAACAAAUGGGCAUGCCAGUGGGCAGGUUUGGUGGUUCAGGGGGAAUGAACCAUGUGUCAAGCAUGCAGGCAUCGACUCCUCAGGGUAGUAACUAUGCACUCAAAAUGAAUAGUCCCUCACAAAGCAGCCCUGGCAUGAAUCCAGGACAGCCAAACUCUAUGCUUUCACCAAGGCAUCGAAUGAGCCCUGGAGUAGCAGGAAGUCCUCGAAUCCCGCCCAGUCAGUUUUCCCCAGCAGGAAGCUUACAUUCACCUGUGGGCGUUUGCAGCAGCACAGGAAAUAGCCAUAGUUAUACCAACAGUUCCCUAAAUGCACUACAAGCUCUCAGUGAGGGGCAUGGAGUCUCUUUAGGGUCAUCGUUGGCUUCACCUGACCUAAAAAUGGGUAAUUUACAAAAUUCCCCUGUGAAUAUGAAUCCUCCCCCACUAAGUAAGAUGGGAAGUCUGGACUCUAAAGAUUGCUUUGGACUCUAUGGGGAGCCAUCUGAAGGUACAACUGGACAAGCAGAGAGCAGCUGCCAUUCUGGAGAACAGAAAGAAAACAAUGAUACCAACAUACCCCAGGUUGUCAGUGCUGAAAGGUCUGAUGGACAGAACAGACUUCAUGACAGCAAAGGACAGACAAAGCUCUUGCAACUCUUGACCACCAAGUCUGAUCAAAUGGAGCCUUCACCUUUAUCAGGCUCCCUAGGAGAAACUAAUAAGGACUCCACAGGUGGCUUGGCUGGUUCCGUAUCAACACAUGGGACCUCACUCAAGGAGAAGCAUAAAAUUUUGCACAGACUUUUACAGGACAGCAGUUCUCCUGUGGACUUAGCAAAGCUUACAGCAGAAGCCACAGGUAAAGAGCUGAACCAGGAUUCCAAUAGCACAGGUCCUGGUUCAGAGGUGACUAUCAAACAGGAACCAGUGAGCCCCAAGAAGAAAGAGAAUGCACUACUUCGUUAUUUGCUGGACAAAGAUGAUACUAAAGAUAUUGGUUUACCAGAAAUAACCCCAAAACUAGAGCGACUGGACAGUAAAACAGAUCCUGCCAGUAGCACAAAAUUAAUAGCUAUGAAAUCAGAGAAAGAAGAGAUGACUUUUGAGCCUAAUGAACAGCCUGGCAGUGAGCUGGACAACUUGGAAGAGAUUUUGGAUGAUUUGCAGAACAGUCAAUUACCACAGCUUUUCCCAGACACUCGGCCAGGUGCCCCAGCUGGAUCAGUCGACAAGCAAGCCAUCAUCAAUGACCUCAUGCAACUCACUGCUGAAAACAGCCCUGUUGCACCUGCCCAGAAACCAGCAUUGCGGAUUUCACAAAGCACUUUUAAUAACCCACGACCAGGGCAACUGGGCAGGUUAUUGCCAAACCAGAAUUUACCACUCGACAUCACAUUGCAAAGCCCAACAGGUGCUGGACCUUUCCCACCUAUCAGAAACAAUAGUCCAUAUUCAGUGAUACCUCAGCCAGGAAUGAUGGGUAAUCAAGGGAUGAUAGGAAACCAAGGAAACUUAGGGAACAAUAGCACAGGAAUGAUUGGUGGAAAUACUUCCCGACCUGCAAUACCAUCAGGAGAAUGGGGAUCCCCGGGCUCUGCAGUGAGGGUCACCUGUCCUGCCACAACCAGUGCCAUGAAUAGGCCAAUCCAAGGAGGUAUGAUUCGUAACCCAACUGCCAGCAUUCCUAUGAGACCUAGCAGCCAGCCUGGCCAAAGACAGAUGCUUCAGUCUCAGGUCAUGAAUAUGGGACCAUCUGAACUAGAGAUGAAUAUGGGAGGACCCCAGUAUAGCCAACAACAGGCUCCCCCAAACCAGACUGCCCCAUGGCCUGAGAGCAUCUUGCCUAUAGAACAAGCAUCUUUUGCUGGUCAAAAUAGGCAACCAUUUGGUACUUCUCCAGAUGAUUUGCUGUGUCCACAUCCUGCUUCAGAAUCGCCAAGUGAUGAGGGAACUCUUCUAGAUCAACUCUAUUUGGCAUUACGGAAUUUUGAUGGCCUUGAAGAAAUUGACCGAGCUUUGGGAAUACCUGAACUAGUUAGCCAGAGCCAAGCUGUAGAUCCAGAGCCAUUCUCAAGUCAAGAAUCCAGCCUCAUCAUUGAACAGAAACCCCCCGUUUUUCCUCAACAGUAUGCAUCUCAGGCUCAAAUGGCACCGGGUAGCUAUACACCCAUGCAAGAUCCCAACUUUCAUACACUUGGACAGCGACCAAGUUAUGCCACACUACGUAUGCAACCUAGACCAGGCCUUAGGCCAACCGGCAUAGUACAGAACCAACCCAAUCAGCUGAGACUUCAACUCCAACACAGGCUCCAAGCACAGCAGAAUCGCCAGCCACUUAUGAAUCAAAUCAGCAAUGUCUCCAAUAUGAACCUGACCCUGAGGCCUGGAGUACCAACACAGGGACCUAUUAAUGCACAGAUGCUGGCCCAAAGACAGAGAGAGAUUCUCAACCAACACCUACGGCAAAGACAAAUGCAUCAGCAGCAGCAAGUUCAACAACGAACUCUGAUGAUGCGAGGACAAGGGUUGAAUAUGACACCAAGUAUGGUAGCCUCUGGUGGCAUACCAGCAACUAUGAGCAACCCCCGGAUUCCCCAGGCAAAUGCACAGCAGUUUCCAUUUCCUCCAAACUACGGAAUAAGUCAGCAGCCUGAUCCAGGCUUCACUGGGGCAACAACUCCCCAGAGUCCCUUGAUGUCCCCUAGAAUGGCACAUACCCAGAGUCCCAUGAUCCAGCAGUCUCAGGCCAACCCUGCCUAUCAGUCCUCUUCAGAAAUGAAUGGGUGGGCACAGGGAAACAUGGGUGGGAACAGCAUGUUUUCACAACAGUCCCCACCACACUUUGGGCAACAAGCAAACACCAGCAUGUACAAUAACAAUAUGAACAUCAGUGUCUCUAUGGCGACCAAUACAAGUGGUAUGAACAACAUGAAUCAGAUGACAGGACAGAUCAGCAUGACCUCAGUGACCUCUGUGCCUACGUCAGGGUUGUCCUCCAUGGGUCCUGAGCAGGUUAAUGAUCCUGCUAUGAGGGGAGGCAAUCUUUUUCCAAACCAGCUGCCUGGGAUGGAUAUGAUUAAACAGGAGGGAGAUGCAUCACGGAAAUACUGCUGACCCCGAAAGCUGCUGGUGGCUUUUUCUUUCUUCAGCUACCUGGGCUCUUACCAGUUUUAAGAGCUGGCUGCCUUUGUUUUGACCCAGCUGACCUGCAAGCCAGUUUUGCUGGAGUGAGCUCAGCUUCCUAACUAGAGACGGGACUCGGCUGAUUCCCAAAGUGGAGUCAAAACGGCUGUUGCAGGAGGAGCAGCCUCUUCUUGACAGUCUGAAGCUCGCGUACAGACAUUGCUCAGUCUGUUCACUGCAUUCACCUUAGUGCAACUUAGAUCUCUCCUGCGAAGUA